This is a messenger RNA of Danio rerio (zebrafish), 2527 nucleotides long. Lineage: Eukaryota; Metazoa; Chordata; Actinopteri; Cypriniformes; Danionidae. The record is from RefSeq and is a predicted model, not a curated record.
AUUUAUAAAUAUUAAACUCAAGUGGCUGUAUAAUGACAUUUGUACUUAAAAAGUAAUGCCAUUUGUACUACAUAACAAUAAAGGGGAAAUACAUGUUAAUACACAAAGUUACAAUGAGUCAAUAACCCAAUAAUAGCUAGUAGUCCUGGCACGUGCACAAAGUGAAAUACAAGCUCUGUUCAUAUAUUAUUAACAACAAGUAACACAAACCAAGUGGCAGCUUGUACUCGCUAGUUUACAAGUUUCUCGAGGUUUGAUGUUCACCCAAGGAAACUAUUUCAUGUCGCAGCGUUCAGUUUAUGCGAGCAGCAGACUGUUAUGGAUUUGGAUAACAUUGAAGGUCUGAAUGAGGUUCGUCUUGCAGUUUACAGAGCUGCUCUAAAGCUUCGAUCAUUGCAAAAACUAUGUCAGAUGAAUCUGGUGUUACUGCAGGAUUUGCGUCCAAUUUUGAACACUUUAUGGAGUUCUGGGGAAUCAACGAUAAGCCUUGCUCAAGAAGAUGUACAGCAGCAUCUAGAAGAGCUAUUCAGGAGUAUCUCCCCUGAACUUCCUGAUCAGGCGGUUACUGAAGCCACAGAUCAGACCACCAGGCUUCUCUUUAAACUGUUUGACAGAGGGCAAACUGGAGUUAUUCUGCUGAGGUCAGUGGAGGCUGCGCUGAUUGCCCUCUGUGGAGACACUCUCUCAGCUAAACAGAGGGCUCUGUUCAGACUGGCCGAGAGCUACAGUGGGAAUCAGGAGAGCGAUAGAGGCUCCAUCAGUCGCAGUGCACUCAGAGUCCUGCUGGAAGACCUCAGCCAGGUUCCGGCUGUGGUUCAAGAAAACCAUGUUUUUGGUCAUGCUGAAACUGCAGUGUCAUCCUGCUUUAACGGGGUAAUCAGUGCAGGUGUGACUGAAGAGCAUUUUAUAUGGUGGCUGCAGUCAGAGCCGCGUCUCCUCUUAUGGCUGUCCACACUCUACAGGAUUUCAGUGAGUGAAGCUGUACAACACAGAGUUCACUGCCAUGCCUGUAAAGCCUUUCCCAUCACUGGCCUCAGGUAUCGCUGUCUGAAAUGCCUGAAUGUACACCUCUGCCAAAGCUGCUUUCUGACAGAGAGACGCAGCAGGAAACACAAGCCCUCCCAUUCUGUGCUGGAGUACUGCACUCAGCCAUCCUGGAAGGAGUCGAUGGCAUCACUGGCGUCCAGCGCUCGACAUGCUUUAGUUCCUCGACACACCCGGAGGGAAGCAGAGAGGAAGAGAGCCUUGAGAGCAGGAUCUAGUGCAGAGCUGCGAUACAGUGCCUCGAAUCCAGCGCUGCAGUUUGCUGCAUAUGCAGACACACAUGAUGCUGCUGCUGAGGCAAGUCAGACUGCUGCUCCUGCUGCCGUUACAGUAGAGUCUAAAAGCCUGCAGACAGAAGAGAUACAGAUCCCUCAGAGAGAAACAGCUGAACUCCAGAAAGACAUCAGUGUUACCCAGAAGGCCAUGCGAGAUCUGCAGAGGGAUAAAUGGCUCCUGGAGAAAGAGUUUCAGGUGUGGAGAGUCGCAGCUCAGUCAGAGCACGAUUCAUUAGAGGACAAAUGCUCUGAGCUGAAGAGCAUGAUGGAGACGCUCAACCAACACAACCAGCAUCUGGAGGAAGAACUGGACACAGUCAGACAUUUGUUGAGUCUGAGGCACAAAGAAGAGCUCAAAACAUCCCAUUCAAACCUUCAACUAGAACAAGAUGGCAGCAUUAAUGAAAACAACUGGACACAACCUGGACUUUUAAAGCCUCAUGAAAGCUCCAGCACAGAACACGAAGUAGAGGAGAGAGGAACACGUCAGGAACGAAGGUUUGAAGAGGAGGAGGAUACUCUGUAUGAUCUUUCAGAGGACAUCUCCACUAAUCUGGACGACUCAGAGAGUAUUCUGCCGCAGGACGUCCAUACAGCUUUAGCACAGCGAGAAGAGGAGGAGCUACAGGAAGAGGAGGAGGGGCUACAUGAGAAAGAGGAGGGGCUACCAACAGAAGAGGAGGAGCUACAACAUGACAGACAGGAUCCUUCGUUUUUUCAUGGAUGCAUGUCGGAUUUUGCACCGGACGGACACUCGGAUGAUUCAGAGAUGGACGAUGAGGAGGAUCUCUGCGAGCUUGUACAGAGACUUCGAAAUGAGCUUUCUCUAUAUACAGCCUCAGGGUCAGUCUGUCUCCAGAAAGAAAUGCUGAUGACGGCAGCAGAGGGAGUCAGAGACUCCGUUUCUCAUCUCGUCACUUCUGUAAAGAGCUCCAGUUUGGCAUGAUGGUGACAAUCACAGCUUGCAAACAAACUGUGCCUCACAUUUGCACUAAUUACAUUUACAUGUCAUUCAUUAUAAUAAAGAGUUUGGAAUUAAAGGAUUAGUUCGCCCAAAAAAAAAAAGAAAAUUCAGCUAUUAAUUACUCACCGUCAUGUUCUUCCUUCGUUCAUCUUCUGGAACACAAGUGAAGAUAUUGUAGAUGAAAUCCUGGAGCUCUCUCAUCCUCCAUAGACAGCAAUAGCUGUUUUCAUCCAAACAUGCUAUU